This is a messenger RNA of Orussus abietinus, 1941 nucleotides long. RefSeq names its product transcriptional repressor protein YY1. The record is from RefSeq and is a predicted model, not a curated record. Lineage: Eukaryota; Metazoa; Arthropoda; Insecta; Hymenoptera; Orussidae. The coding region runs from base 126 to 1346 and encodes 406 amino acids. Gene Ontology annotation, cellular component: transcription regulator complex; PcG protein complex. Gene Ontology annotation, molecular function: DNA-binding transcription factor activity, RNA polymerase II-specific; RNA polymerase II cis-regulatory region sequence-specific DNA binding. The transcript is spliced from 3 exons. Gene Ontology annotation, biological process: regulation of transcription by RNA polymerase II.
AGUCCACGAGCCACGAGCUGAGCAGAAAGACAGGACACGGCAGGGCAUACGAGAGAGCGCAACGUGCAACGGCGUGCCUCGACUCGUAGUAAGCUCUAGGCGGCAGGUGGGAGAGGCGUCACGUGAUGAACGGCUUGCCACCCCGCUUGUCGCGCGACCGACCGUGGCCAGCCAUUUUGAUAAGUAACAUGGCGUCAGGGGAGAUUAAUAUGGCGUCCUCGGACAUUAUAACCGAAGUGGAGAUUCAGCCGGACAUUCAAGAAGUCGAGAUCGAGACUAUACCCGUGGAAAUACCGUGUGAAACCGUCGAGACGACUAUCGAAGGCGAAGAUGGCCAGCCAAUGAUAGCUCUCCAGCCUUUGCCGGAACCAGGCCGCGAAGAAAUCAUCUUACAGACGCAAGAGGAGAUCGUCGGUGGCGAUCCACUCAGCGUUUACGACCAAAUCCCAGUGCCGGAUAACGACAUUUAUGUUGAAUCGAGUCCCGGCCCUUCGAGGAAAGUCACCAAGAGAGCCAGAAAAGGUGCCACCUCUCGAUUCAGGACUCCCGAACACGCGAUCUUCGGAGAUAUGGGCACGGAGACCAAGGCUAGAAAGUGGGAGCAGAAGCAGGUGCAGAUCAAAACCCUGGAGGGCGAGUUCUCGGUAACCAUGUGGGCUUCCGGCACAGACGACGAUGAGGGUUCCAAUCCAGAGCCUGAUCCAGAUUAUACGGAAUACAUGACUGGCAAAUCCACGACGAAGUUCAAUCACUCGGGGAGCUCGAUUUCCGACGGUAUGCCUGGGCUUGACCUGUCGGAUCCCAAGCAGUUGGCCGAGUUUGCGCGACCUGGCCACAAGCUGAAAGUGCGGAAACCACCUAUCCUGGACGGAGUAGAACGUACGAUCGCGUGUCCACAUAAAGGAUGUACCAAAAUGUUUCGAGACAACAGCGCGAUGCGUAAGCAUCUGCACACUCACGGACCAAGAGUGCACGUGUGCGCCGAGUGUGGGAAGGCCUUUGUCGAGAGUUCCAAGCUGAAGAGGCAUCAACUCGUACAUACAGGAGAAAAGCCAUUUCAGUGCACUUUUGAGGGAUGCGGGAAACGGUUUAGCUUGGAUUUCAAUCUAAGAACUCAUGUCAGAAUUCAUACUGGCGAUAGACCGUACGUUUGUCCGUUUGAUGGAUGUAGCAAAAAGUUUGCACAGUCCACAAAUCUGAAAUCUCACAUAUUGACUCAUGCAAAAGCAAAGUCGCGUAAUGCGAUUGGCCGGCAGGUAUCGCAAAUUCAGUUACAACAACCACAGUUUGUGCAAGUUGAAGUUGCUGAUGUGGACAAUCAGCAAUUUAUCGUUUAUGCUGACUAGCCCCCAUCACUCUAGCGACUUCCCCUUAACCAGAAAUGUAUGAAGUAUCAUCACGAUCCAUUAUUAACCCGAACAGUGUACAUAUUUACAAAAGAGGAGUGAGUGAUGAGAGGACUGGAGAUACUAGAACUAAUUAUGUUAAGGGUUCAAGUUAAAUAAUCGAUUAAUACCUCUGUGCUUAGAUUCAAGGUGAAUUUUACAAGGAACUUCAUAAGCACUGUACAAGUAUAAAAAAAAAAUUAAACAAUGAAACACUACAUUCAUAGUGCAUUCAUUUGAGACAUGCAAUGUAGACUGUCGCGCACUGCUCAAUUUCAUGUCAAAAAGUAUAAAAUUUCCUAGUGCGUAUAAACAACACAUGACUGUAUAUAUUAAUAAGUAAAGUAAAAUAUUGUAUACAGUAUAUUUUGGAAAAAUUCAAAUGAGAAUAAACCAUGAAAAGCAUCUCUUUCUCCCUCCAAGACACGAAUAUGUAUAAUUUCAGUGUUUUAACGUAUUUAUUUACUACAAAGGAGUUAUAAAAAUAGGGGGGGUUAUUUUAUUAGUUGGAGAAACUGAAAAUUUCGUUUUAUUUGAAUAAAAAGCAGUUACAGAA